This is a messenger RNA of Trypanosoma cruzi, 2346 nucleotides long. RefSeq lists its product as uncharacterized. Lineage: Eukaryota; Euglenozoa; Kinetoplastea; Trypanosomatida; Trypanosomatidae. The transcript has a single exon. Bases 1 to 2346 code for a protein of 781 amino acids. The record is from RefSeq and is a predicted model, not a curated record.
AUGGGCCGAUUUUUAAAUGGAGAAGUGAAGACGUCCUGCUCGCGUGUCUCCGCACGGCGUGGCGAGGGGAAAGGAAGGAAGGAAGGAAGGGGGUGGGGGAACAAAAAGAAGAAAAAAAAAAGAAAAAAGGAGGGCUCUGGGAGACUUUGCGCUUCAGGACGUGACGUCGAUUUGAUGGCGGGUUGUCCCGCGGAUGAACUGCGGGAGAUCUACCAGGAACUCACUCAGCCAUGCAACCACGACAACACGUAUGUGACAGUACAGCCGAGUUGGCUUCACAGCGCCGCUCUGCGCUCCACCAGCGGGAAGACGCACCCAACAGCGGUGGGAAUUUCUUCUCGCAAUGGGCGACCUGUUGCUGCUGGAUACCCGUCUCUGCCUAUGAAUUGCCGUGAGGCGUGUGAGGGGGCGUCUGGCAGCAGCGAGCAGACCUCCACGAGCGGCCAGAAUGCCAUGCGAAAGAGCCCUGUUUCUUUGGGUCUGGUAGAAACCCCCAGUGGGAGUGCGGGAAAAGGGAAUCGACCGACGCGGGUGAAUCAGUCGCAUAGAACUGGCCUGGAAUCGAAUAUGUGUCUUCCUGAGGCAAUGACCAGUAAAGUACCGGAUGCCGGUGGAAUGAACACCAGACAUUCUGGGUUUUUUCUCUCUACGCCAACAGAACACCGUUGGACCUGCUGGUUAUGUGAAACGCCAUGCGCCCGGCCAGGCUGGUUGAACGCACCUGAACUAUACUUGGGUGAGGAAGAAGGAGCUGACAUGGAUGAUUAUUAUCAGCAUCAUAAACAUCAUCUCCCUGUUACUUUGCUCACAUUGUGCUCACGUUGCAGCGCUGCCUGCUCGUUGCCUGCAGAUGCGUCGCAUGCUUCCGUGUUAAGGAAGGCGGGCGCAACACACGUCUUGUUGCAACGCACCGAGAUGUUUGUUCAAUUCUUGCGAGGAUUUAAACGGCUACUGGAGUCACUCGCUAAAAUAGAGGAGACGAUGGUCUCGGAUGCGAGGGUCUACGCGGGCGGGACACGUCCUUCCCUGUGGGAUUUUCACCCAGAUUUCCAGUCGAGUGUGAUGCAUCAGCUUAUCGAUAUGUUGGCCUCCACGUUGGAGGCGGACUCGCUGCAAUCGCGUCGGCAACAGGUGGAUGUGUUGUCGGCUCAUGAGAGACUUCUAUUAGAGGGGGAACGCGUGUGGCUUCAGCGACAGUUGUCGACUAUCGAAGAGAAUGGACCGUCGCCCAUGUGGCUGCUACGCACCGCGGUUGUACCGCUCUCAACCGCUGAGAACGGGAUUAUGUCACAUGACGUAUCGCAUGCACCUCAACGCGGACUACAAGAUGAAAGGAGAAAACUACACGCUAAGUUGCGACCUUGUUUUCUUUCUGCGAAAACGGAGCCAGGAGGUUGGCGGCACGAUCAACGUAACCGUGUUGUGCAGGGCGGAGAAGGGAGUAACGAGGCCCUUCAACACAUGAUGGAACGUGCACUGACCGCACGGUGGCACCAAUUGGGUGAUGGGUCGGCGUCAUCGGCGAACGUGACGGACACGCCUGCCACGAAGAAUGACAAAAGGGACAACCAGCAGCUUCACUCUCCAACUUUUGUUUCGCUACCCAAAGACGCAGGCGGAGGAGGGGCUCGGUUAAUACAUGAAGAUCCCGACAACAUUCUUUUACACUAUUUUGAAGGGCGACUGGAGGAUUUGCCGAAGUUUAAAUUACUCUCAGUGGAUGCCACGCGAGGCGGGGGGAACAAUGAGUGUUUGCCGCAGCCUUUCCGUCACGUACCAGGCACACACCGUAGUUCCUGUGGUGACUUAGCAAAUGUGUCCUCUGAUGUCGUGCUGGUUGCUGCGGAUGAUGCUGCUGCCGUUUCCAUGGAUACGGAGGGAUUGCUGAAACAUUUGCGCGAGGAACAGAAACGCCGUGAGGAGUCGGAAGCGGCUUUGCGCGAGAGCCAUCAGAAGAUUGCCGCCCUUGAAAAGGCCACGGAUCAUAUUUCCGGAUUGGCCCUUGACUUGGAAUACGUGUUGGGGGAGCAAUUGGCAGGGAUGUGGCGAUUUCUGCGCAACACGACACAAGGUUGCGUGGAUGUCAUGAUGCAGAAGUCUCUUCUCUUCUCAGAUGAAAUGGCCGCUCUGAUGCGCCAGGCGCAGAGGCAGGCGUAUGGUUUAAAUGGAAUGUUUCCACCAACUCAUGCGGGAAGGGCCUUCGAAGCACGUCGCGAUCUCCCCUCAUCGGCACCGGUGACAUCACCGAACGGUGCACUUGCGGAAUCCAAUGUUGAACGUCUCCGCUCCUGCGCCAACUCGCCUGCUUCUUGUGCGGCCGGAAUCGGUCCUACUCAUGCGUUGUGA